Drechmeria coniospora is the source of this 1713-nucleotide messenger RNA. Its product is annotated as Regulator of G protein signaling superfamily. Bases 1 to 1713 code for a protein of 570 amino acids. The transcript is spliced from 4 exons. The record is from RefSeq and is a predicted model, not a curated record. Lineage: Eukaryota; Fungi; Ascomycota; Sordariomycetes; Hypocreales; Ophiocordycipitaceae.
AUGGGAUCGGAGCUGGGUGUCACCGCAAACUCCAGGCCGGAGCCGGUGCUCGAUGCCGUUGGCAUUUGGUGGGCAUGCUGGGCGAGCGGUUGGACGGCAUCCGUCAUCGCCGGCAUGGCCUUCCUCCUAUCCCGUCGCCACCUGCCGGCUCUCCGCAUCCGGGGACUCGGCCUCUCGCUCGCGGCCGUCGGGAUGCUUCACCUGUACUGGAUAUCCGUCCAGCUCGGCUACGUGCUGGGACCGCUGGUGCCCGGCCAGGUCGAAUUCUGGAUCAUGGGCGUCUAUCUGCCCUUUGGCAUCGCGCUCUUCCAUGCCUCCAACAGUCGAUUCCUGCACAUUGCCAAGACGCAGAGGAGGUAUGCCGAGAAGCGCGGUGCGGAUGUGCCGGUCGAAGCUCGCCCCGAGCAUGGCCUCGCCGGCCGCUUCCGCCGCCUCGAAUACACGACCAAGAUACUGGUCGUCGUCGGCUUGGGCAUGUUCGUCCAGCUGCUCCUCACAAUCUUGAUGUUCCUCAUCUCCCGCAAAUGGCACGGCGACUGGGGGAUUCCGGGUACCGAGGUUCGCGGUGGCGAGAUGGAGCAGAAGAUGGAGAUGGGCCGAGGCUGGGAAUGGUGGCCCUCGCUAUUCUGGCAGUUCUUCUGGGCCUGGAUCGUCGCACCCGUCGUCCUCUGGAAGGCGCGCGGCAUCCGCGACACCCAAGGCUGGCGGUUUCAAACCGUAGCAUGUGCCAUUGUCAACCUGCAUGCGACGCCCAUGUGGCUCAUCGCCCUCUACGUUCCCGCCAUGGAACCCAUCAACAGGUACUGGAUUCCACCCCAGUGGAUAGCCGUCUCCAUCAUGAUGACCGAGGUGUUCACCAUCUUCCUUCCCUGCUGUGAGGUGAUGCGCCAACAGGCGCUGCGGAAGGAGACGCUCGACUCCAUCGCCCAGUGGGAAUCGAAGAACCAGGUGGCGAUGGCGUCGGGCACCAAAUCGCUCCACUCGGCCUCGACCGUCGUCGAGUCCAUCAUGUCCGGCUGGGCGUCGACCAACGGCUCGGUCAGGACGAACGGCUCGGGCGAGAGCAUCCUCACCAUGAGCGCGCUCGAGCACGUUUUGGAGCGCAGACCGAUGCCGCUCCAGGAGUUUGCCGCCCUGCGCGACUUUUCGGGCGAGAACAUUGCCUUCCUCACCAACGUGGCCGAGUGGAGGAACUCGCUUCCGGCCGCCGUCCGCGAGGGCGGUGCCAAGGAUUCGCAUGCGAGGGAGCUCGUCCUCGAGCGCUUCGACAGUGCUCUCCGCAUUUACGCCGAGUUCAUCAGCGUCCGCGACGCCGAGUUUCCCAUCAAUAUCUCGUCAAAGGACUUGAAGCAGCUCGAGACCGUUUUCGAGCGCGCGGCGCGCAUCAUGUACGGCGACAAGGGCGAAGUCGAGCCCGCGACCUUGUUUGACACGCCCGCAUACUCGGUCGCAUCCUCUCGAGGGUCCGAAAAGUUGACGGGCGAGCCGAUGGCGAGCAGGCUGAUGCACGACCGGGUGCAGUUCUGCGGUGAGAUACCGGAUGAGUUUGACGAAACGGUCUUCCGAGAUGCCGAGAAGAGCAUCAAGUAUCUCGUGCUAACCAACACAUGGCCCAAGUUUGUCAAACAUUGGAGGUCCUGCCUCGAUUCCGUUGACGUCAUGGAGGCUGGGAACGAUGUCUUUGAGACGGCACGGAGGCGGUUCUCGAGGUGA